Macadamia integrifolia is the source of this 992-nucleotide messenger RNA. Its product is annotated as acyl-coenzyme A thioesterase 13. Lineage: Eukaryota; Viridiplantae; Streptophyta; Magnoliopsida; Proteales; Proteaceae. Gene Ontology annotation, molecular function: fatty acyl-CoA hydrolase activity. The transcript is spliced from 3 exons. The record is from RefSeq and is a predicted model, not a curated record. The coding region runs from base 193 to 714 and encodes 173 amino acids.
UGAAGCUUUUAGAGUGUAAGAGAGAGAAACUGAGAAAGCCUCCUUCGAUGGUGGAGGCCAUGUUGCCGACACAAUUGACCGACUCAUAAACAAGAAACCUCGAAAAUCAACUGCAGAUUCUGUACUGAUUGAUUGAUUGAUGGUUUGUUUAAGCGUGAAGGAAUUGGAAGACAGCAAAUUGGAGCACAGAACAUGUCGAAACCCUCCUCAACUCCCCAAGCUCCAAGAAUCUCUCCGGGAAUGCCUGAAGAGUGGGUUUCCUUGACCCAGGGUUUCUUCCAAAAUGUCAGAGACUCCUCUGAGCUUACAGAAGUUGAAACGAACAACAUUACUUUUAACGAUCUGCUUCGCAGCCUUCUUAAGGUUGAGAGGAUUGAACGCGGCCGCGUCACUUGCCUUCUCUCAAUCAAGCCCCCUGUCCUGAAUUUCUAUGGGACGUUGCACGGAGGGGCAGUUACCGGGCUUGCCGAAUUGGUGUGCACAGCUUGUGCCAGAACUAUCGCCUCUGAGGAUAAGAAAUUGUUUCUUGGGGAAUUGUCUGUGAGUUAUCUCUCUGCAGCUACACCUAAUAUGGUGUUGGAAGUUGAUGGAUCCUUAGUGAGGCAUGGAAGAAAUGUGACGGUAACCUCUGUUGAGUUCAAGAAUAAGCAAACUGGGAAGCUGAUCUACACUGCCCGCGCAACUUUCUAUAACUUGCCAGUCUCGAGUUUAUGAAACUUUUCAUGGCUUAACCAAUUGAGAAUGUUCUCUAGGUGAAAUGUGGUUAAACGAUAAAGUGCAGACCCAGAAAGCUGUGAUUAUGCAAGAGGUGGAGCUAUAACAUCGCCACCAAUGGAUAUUAAGACCUGUGUUCAUCAUGAUAAUGAAAUAAACAGUCAGCAAGUGCAUUCAAAUAGUGCUUUUAUUUGUAAAAUGGUACAUUCAUUCUUGUUGAUGGGAACUUAGAACCUUUUGUAUCUAAUUCUAUUCAAUUAUUUCUCUAUUCCUUUCAA